GCACGAUGGCUCCGUGUCCCCGCUCCGACGUGCCCCCCGGCCGCCUUCUGCUGCCACUGCUCUGCUGCGCCUUCGCCUCCGGCAGCGCAGCAGCCAUGGCCCUGCAGCCCCCCCGCAUCACCCGGCUGAGUACCCCGGCGCAGCCCCCCCAGAUGGGCAGCAACGUGAGCGUCUCCUGCGAGGCUGAGAGCGCUCUGCCGGAGCUGACGCUGCUCUACUGGUUGGGAAACGGCUCCUUCGUGGAGCAGCUGCAGCCCAACGUGCGCGAAGGGGCGGUGCGAGAGGAAACGUGCGGUUCUUUGGCGACCCUCCGCCGGGAUCUGCAUUUCACCCCUUUCAGCUUCCAGGACCUGAGCACCAACUUCACCUGUGUGGCGCUCAGCCCCUCCGGCGUGGAUAUCAGGAAGCUCCAAUGGGUCCCCUUCGGAGCCGACCCCAGCAACGAAGGGGGGGGAAUGGGCUGAGAGCGGGCAGAACUCGUGACGAGUGUGAGCCCAACAGCGUGGGGCCGAGGGCUGCCCCAUUGGCUGCUGUGUGUGGGGCUCCUGGGGGGGCAGAGGGGCUUCGUUAAAGUGACCGCCCGGUGAGCCGCGUGUGCCAGGCUGGGAGACGCAGCAAAUAAAAGCCACGAAAGCAA
This is a messenger RNA of Gallus gallus (chicken), 637 nucleotides long. It is a transcript of the gene IL18BP, whose product is annotated as interleukin 18 binding protein. Gene Ontology annotation, molecular function: interleukin-18 binding. Bases 6 to 464 code for a protein of 152 amino acids. The record is from RefSeq and is a predicted model, not a curated record. NCBI's taxonomy places the organism in Eukaryota, Metazoa, Chordata, Aves, Galliformes, Phasianidae. The transcript has 5 exons.